Messenger RNA from Pygocentrus nattereri (red-bellied piranha), 3578 nucleotides. It is a transcript of the gene pdcd4a, whose product is annotated as programmed cell death 4a. The transcript has 12 exons. NCBI's taxonomy places the organism in Eukaryota, Metazoa, Chordata, Actinopteri, Characiformes, Serrasalmidae. Bases 264 to 1670 code for a protein of 468 amino acids. Gene Ontology annotation, biological process: negative regulation of DNA-templated transcription. The record is from RefSeq and is a predicted model, not a curated record. Gene Ontology annotation, cellular component: cytosol; nucleus.
AACAGUGUGUUUACCUGCAGCCGCUGCGCGUCAGUCCGCGGCCCCGGUGAGCGGAGCGGUGCGAUUACAGCGAUAUAAGCCCAACUCCGCUGUUCCGAGGAGCAUCACAACCACAUCCGUCUCGCGUGCGGUAUAAACCUCGUCCUGUUUUGGGCGGAGAGCCGCUGAAGCGAAGUGAGAGUGGCAUAAGUGUGGGAGCGCAGACUCCAGACCUCCGCCGUCCCCGGGCUGAGCUCCGUUGGCAGACCGCUUAGAGCAGCGCGAUGGCGGCUGAAGUGGACCAGUGGAGCGCCGCUGCUGUUCAGGCCGAUGGUGUGUUGCAGCCGGAGGAAGUGGAGAAUGAUGAUGGUGUGUACGAUGAUGAAGAGCUGAAUGAAGGAGAGGUUAAUGGUAAUUGGACCCCUCAGGAGAAAGCCCUGCAUGAGGCUCGACUGAAGGCUAAAGCGAAACGGAGGCUGAGGAAGUCCUCCUCCCGUGACUCUGCCCGCGAGAGUCUGUCUGAGGCUGUCGCUGGGGAAGCUGGGGCAGACCCCAACAGCCCCAAAGGGAAAGCCCUGCAAAACCAUGACCGAAAGUCACGCACUGGCAAGGGCCGUGGCCUGCCCAAAAAAGGUGGAGCAGGGGGUAAAGGUGUGUGGGGAGCUGCAGGGAUGGUGUAUGAGAUGGAGGAGCCAGACGCCAAAGAUCCGAACUACGACGAAUCUGCUCAGGGAGAUACGGUGUAUGCCACAGUUGUCCCUGAACUAGAGGAGGGUGAGCUGGAGAAGACAGUUAACCCGAUAGUACAGGAGUACUUUGAACAUGGAGACACCAGAGAGGUGGAGAUGCUAUUGAAGGAAUUGAAUCUGGGUCCCCAUAAGUAUGAGUUUUCCUCUCUGGCAGUGUCUUUGUCUCUGGAGGGUAAAGCAAGUCACCGUGAGCUGACAUCCCGCCUGCUGUCAGACCUGGUGGGGAAGGUGUUGCCUGAGAGCGACAUCGCCCGAGCUUUUGACAAAAUGCUCAAAGACCUUCCAGACCUCAUCCUGGACACACCUGAGGCUCCACAGAUGCUGGGCCAGUUUAUUGCGCGAGCCAUCGCGGACCAUGCUUUACCAAUGAACUUCCUCAGCCGUUAUAAAGGCAGAGUGGACUGUGACCAUGCCAGAGCUGCUCUGGAUCGGGCAUCUGUGCUGAUGUCAAUGAAGAGAGAGAUGGUGCGGUUGGAUAACGUGUGGGGAGUGGGUGGCGGACAGAGACCCGUCAAACAUCUCAUCAAAGAGAUGAACCUGUUGCUGAAGGAAUACCUGGUCUCAGGUGAGCUGUUGGAGGCAGAGCAUUGCCUGAGGGACCUGGAGGUGCCUCACUUCCACCAUGAGCUUGUCUAUGAGGCUGUAAUUAUGGUUUUGGAGUCUAAUGGAGAGACUGCUAUUCAGCUGAUGGUGAAGCUCCUGCAGGCAUUCUGGAAAUCGGGCCUGAUCACGCUGGACCAGAUGAACAGGGGUUUCCAGCGUGUCUAUGACGAGCUGCCAGAGAUUAAUCUGGACGUUCCUCGCGCUCACUCCAUCAUGGAGGCAUUUGUGGAUUUAUGCUUUCAGGAGUCCGUAAUUACCAAACAGCUCCGAGAUGCCUGUCCUGCCAGGGGGCGAAAGCGCUUUGUGAGUGAGGGUGAUGGAGGAGUUAUUAAAAGCUAAAUGGACAACGGGAACUGGCCCGUUCCCCCGCCAUCAUCACCAGCACAGAUGCACACACUUGGCCCUCUGGUCUGAGGAGGAAACUGCUCCUCCAGUUUUCUCUUGUUUUGGUUCCAUCUGAGCUCGUAUUCAGUUCAGUUUUCCUUUUUAUGUUUUUUUUUGUUUUUUUUAAGGAGCAAGAUAAUGAGGUGCUGCUGGUAGUCAGGUUUAUGAUUGUGAGCGGGGUUUAAUUUGCUUUGCAACAACGACCAUGCGUCUUUUUUUUUUUUUUUUUUUUGUGUUUCUUUUCAAUUUGCAUGUAUAAUGCAAAUAUGAAGAAGUGUUUUUAAAAAAAAAUAAUUAAAAAAAUGAAAGUUUGACAUGCAGCGCUUGUACACUAAAUGCCUGAGCUCAGAUACCGCUUGCUGAAGAUUUUGGGAUUGUUUCUGUAUCCUGAGCCCUGAGCUCCAGUGUCCGGACCAGUCCGUUUUCACAAAGCUUUAUUCACUUUUCUUUUUUUGUUUUCUCCCCCCCCCCCCCCCCCCCCUCGCCCUUGGUUUGUUGUGUUGGUGCCAAGAUGUUAACUGCAAAAAUAUUUUGGCAAGUGAGAUCAAUUUAAAUCCAGUCAAUAUAUUUAUCAUUUCUCUUCAUAAAAUUGAAAUGAAUCAAUGGUUAUACAAAAUAUUGUAACAUCACAUUCAGGUGCCUAAUGUUAAACAAGCAAAAUAUAUAGGAUGAUAAAUAUUAGAUAUAUUGACUAGAUUGAAGAUGCAUCCUCUUGCCAUCAGAUCACUUUUGCAGUGUUGGAGCAUUGAGUCCCCAUUUAAUUGGGUUAACUGUAAGACCAUUGAGUCCUCAUGAUUGUUUUACAUCCAUGUUCUGUACUCGUGUUAUUCAGAUGUUAUUCAGAUGUUGUUCAGUUUUCAGGUGAUUAAGGUUUUCAGGGGUUUGGUUUGUGUUCAAAAGUCAUUAAGAAUAGUGACAUCAGUGUGGGUGUGUAAGGCUGCUGACUUGGUCUGACCUACACUGCAAAUAUCUCUGCAAGUGAAAUCAUUCUGAUCAGUACUUCUCAUUAGGAAGUUGCAGUAAGAAUAUUAUGAGUUUAUUCAGCCUUCCAGUCCGUUUUACUCGUUUUUAGUAAUUCUAUCUGGUGAAAUUCUUACUCUGUCGGCAGAUGUUGCUUGUUUUGAGAGUUAAUGCUUAAAACAAGCAAAUAUUAGAUGGCUUUACUAGAUACGAAGUUUAGAUACAGUAAGUACUUUGAAAAGAUGAUUUCACUUGAUGUUCAGUUACAUGAGUUAUUUGUAAUUGCCAUGUGGUUAUUUAUGUUAACACAUCCUUUUCUGCUAAUUUUAGUUCACAGCUUCUGUUUAUUUACUGAAUUCAACAUACUGUGGGGGAAAAUUUUGCAGAUGUUGGGCUUUUUCCGGUAUGUUAAUUUCAGAAAAGGAAAUAAUGCUUGUAUGCUAAAAUUUACAGUGUAACCUAUUGGCAAUGAGAGACUUGCAUGAGACUGUAUAGCUGUUUGCAGUGUAAGCAUGCCAUCAGAACCAAUGUGACAUCACACAUCCCCACUGGUUUUUAUUUUUGUUUCUUUUUGUUUGUUUUUUUUUUUUUGUUUGUCUGCCCGGCCGAGUGCUUAAUGGAUUAACAGUUAUGCAAUUCAUCAGUCUGCCACAUGAGCGUAAAUAAGCAAACUUUGUUAUUAAUGAACAGUGGUCAUCUUUUGUGUAAAACAGAUGGCGUUGUUUCCUCAGGUACACUCUGCAACAAGGUUUCUGGUUCUUGGCUUAGACGAAUGGUUCUACAUGUAAUUGGUAUAUACCCUUUCAAGUAUGUGGCGAUCCCGCAAAUGUCUCAUUUACAGAUAUUUACAAAUAAAAAAAAAACAACUGUUCAAAGAGGGGAAAUAAAAGUGGUUCUUCUAUA